Molecule: messenger RNA, 2371 nt
Organism: Penaeus vannamei (Pacific white shrimp)
Lineage: Eukaryota; Metazoa; Arthropoda; Malacostraca; Decapoda; Penaeidae
Source: RefSeq, a predicted model, not a curated record
AUGGAACUCUACCUUAACUCUCCUCUUGUAAGACCAAUGCCAUCAAACUCUACUGUUAAUUUCCAUAUUCACAAGGUCCUGGAACUAAAUGGUCGAGACGACAAGGUGACCCGCCGCGCCCUCAGCCUGGCGCGGCCGUGGACAUCGCUCGAGACGGCGGCCACGACCAACGCCACCGCGGCAGGAGAGGUCCUCCUCCCGGGGGGAGCGGCGGCCCCGACUGACAGGCCGUCGCUGAGGAUCCCCCGCCGCAGGAAGAGGGGGAGGAACCCGAAGGUGACCAAGAAGAGGAACGGGAGGAAGUGGAGGUACGAUAAAGAGGAGAGACGGAGGAGGAGGUUGCAGCAGCAGCGUCGGAAGUUGAGGCUGACCCUCGGACUCGAGGACGACCUCGGGAGGAAGGAAGAGGCACAAGCCAAGAGGAAGAAGGAACAGAAGAUGAAGGAGAGGAAAGGAGGAGCGAAGUUCGGGAAUUCUUUUAAGAAGAAGAAGCAGGCGAGAGGAAAGAGAACGUCGAAGCCGAAUAUCAUUUUCUUCUUAAUCGAUGAUUUAGGCUACAACGACGUCCCGUGGCACAACCCCGACAUCCGCGCCCCCGAGAUGCUGCGUCUGGCGAGGAAGGGCAUCGUGCUGGAGAACCACUACGUGCUGCCGCUGUGCACGCCCUCCCGUGCCGCGCUCCUCACGGGCCUCUACCCCUUCCGCUACGGCCGGCAGGGAUCCCACACGCCCCUGAGUCCUACGGGGCUCAACACCUCUAUGACGCUCCUUCCCCAACGCCUGAGGAACCUCGGCUACCGCACACACCUGGUUGGAAAAUGGCAUCUCGGGUACUGCAAUAAGGCUUACACGCCCACGGAGAGAGGUUUCGAUAGCUUUUACGGCUUCUACCUGGGGAGUCAAGACUACUAUACGCAGUACAGACAGCUUGGGCCGAAAAAAGGUUCUCCCUUCUGGUCGGACAAAAACGAGGUUUUGUUCGACCACGACUUCGGACAAUCGCCUCUGGACACUGAGGAUGAGCUGAAGGACUUGGAAGGCGCUAAGGACGACCGCAACGACCAAGAUGACAGAGGACACAGCUGGCUCAACGAACUGACCAGCAACGACGGUGGCUACGACUUCCGCUUCAACGACACGCCGCUCAGGAACGUGUCGGGCAUCUAUUCAAACAACCUGUACGCCGCUCGUGCCAGGGACAUCAUAAGGGAACACGCGGCUCGAGGAGGCAGAAAUAACCCGCUGUUCCUCAUGUUAUCCCUGCAAUCAGUCCACGGCCCCGUCGACGUCCCCCUAGACUACAGACGGCAACACAGGAACAUCAAGAAUCUAGCCAGGAGGACCUUCCACGGUAUGCUGAGUGCGUUGGACGAUCUGAUUGGCCAUGUGGUGAAUGAACUCAAGAAAUCCGAUCUUUACCACAACUCCAUCAUCGUCUUCAGUACUGACAACGGCGGGAACAUCAGGUCAGGAGGCAACAACUUCCCACUCCGAGGGAACAAAGGAGGCGUGUUCGAGGGCGGGACGAGGGGCGUGGCCUUCAUUCACUCUCCUCUCUUGCCGAAGACAGGUUUCAAAUACGAAGGGCUGAUGCACAUAGUGGACUGGCAGAGUACUCUCCUGCACGCCGUGGGGGCUACCAAGUCCCCCUUCAGAAAGCGGAGGGGCGGGGGGCACGUGACCACCCCGGAGGACGACGACCCCGAGACCUGGGAGGACGACGACCAGCCCCAGGGGUGGGAGGGCGACGGACUCAACCUGUGGGAGGCGAUCACGACCAACUCGGAGUCACCGCGGACGUCCUUCGUUUAUAACGUGCGGAAGGGACCGCUGAGGGGGGCCAUACGGAGGAAGCACUGGAAGCUCGUCGUGGGCGGAGGCGGGCGGUUCGACGGGUGGGUGCCGCCUCAGACGUGGCCCGCGGGAGGGAAAUUCGGCUUCCUACCCACGCACUGUUGCUCGUCUUGGUACACGAAUAUGCCUGCGAAUCACGUUGUGUUGUAUAAUAUAAGGGACGACCCCCUCGAAACCACCGACGUCUCCCACUUGUACCCUGAAGUGACGGCCACUCUGAAGUCCCGCCUGAGGAGGUAUGCGGCCCAGAGCGUCCACCCGCAUACCCCAAGGGACGACCCCAACGGGCAUCCGAGGUUUCACGGAGGGUUCUUCUCGUCUGGCUGGUGCGAAGCUGUUGUCUGAGGCGAUCUUUUAAAUGGAUUUUUUUUUUUUUUUUUUUAAUUUUUUUUCCUAUUUGGAUGUGUUUUUAGUGUUAUUUUUUUGUUUAUCUGUUUAUCAUUUUUAUUAUUCGUUUCAGUUGCGGUAUUGCGUUAUUGUUUACUGCAUUCCCCCCCACACAAUUUUUAUUUUAGUU